Molecule: messenger RNA, 333 nt
Organism: Pistacia vera
Lineage: Eukaryota; Viridiplantae; Streptophyta; Magnoliopsida; Sapindales; Anacardiaceae
Product: B3 domain-containing protein At4g01580-like
Exons: 2
Coding region: 1-333 (110 amino acids)
Molecular function (GO): DNA binding
Source: RefSeq, a predicted model, not a curated record
AUGGAGAAAUCACCACAUUUCUUCAAGGUUAUCCUUCCCUCUACCCUGGCAGAGAAGAAGCUGGGGAUUCCAGAAAAGUUUGUAAAGAAGUUUGGGAAUGAACUUGCUGAUAUUGCAAAGCUGGAAGUUCCCAAUGGUCAGGUUUGGCUGGUGAGGCUGACAAAAGAUGGGAGGAAAAUUUGGUUUCAGGAUGGUUGGGACGACUUUAUUCAAUAUCAUUCAAUCUCUGUUGGAUACUUCUUGGUUUUCAAAUAUGUGAAGAAUUCAACAUUCCAGGUUCUUAUUUUCUAUUCGACUGCUUGCGAAAUUUACUAUCCAUAUAAUGCAAUGUAA